AAAAUGUUACCCUUUUUUCUGUAGCUUCAUUUUCCCUUCUUAUUAUUGUUUUCUUCCUAAAUUUUGUCACACAAUAUAUUUUUAAAGUGUACUUAAUACUGUGACAUUUUUUAAUUUUUAUUAGCUCCACCCACCCCUUUUCAGAGGGUAUAUAUAGAUGGGCUCAUGCUCUUACCUUGUAAUGUUCAAAACAGUACUAGUCAAGAAAAACAGAGCAAAAACAGAGAGAAAAAAUAUUAUGGAUUCUUCCAUCUUCUUCUCCAUGAUUUCUGACCAUUCUUCUUCUUCUUCUUCCAAUUCAUCAUUUGAUUCGUUUGAUUCAAUGGAUUCCUUCCAAUUCAACACCCAAAUGCUCUGCAAUUCACUCCCUUUCAACGAAAACGACUCCGAAGAAAUGCUUCUCUACGGCAUCUUAACAGAGCAACAACAACAACAAUCCUCUGAAGAUCAAUCGAAUGCUUCUGAUGAUCAGAGAAUCAAGGUGGAAGACGAGGUGAGUUCGGAAUUAGGCCGAAAACCCAACAAGGAGAAGGCGUUUCGCGGCGUGAGGCGGCGGCCGUGGGGCAAAUUCGCGGCGGAGAUAAGGGAUUCGACCCGGAAUGGAAUCCGGGUAUGGUUAGGGACAUUUGACAGUGCGGAAGCUGCGGCCAUGGCUUACGAUCAGGCGGCUUUCUCGAUGCGGGGGCCGUCGGCGAUAUUGAAUUUUCCGGUGGAAAGAGUUCGGGAAUCGCUGAGCGAAAUGAAGGGGACAUUGAAGUUUGAGGAUGGAUGCUCCCCUGUUAUUGCAUUGAAGAGGAAGCAUUCCAUGAGGAGGAGGAGAAACGUGAGCAAAAAUGUUACAGAAAGAAGAGAAGUUAAGGUAGAGAAUAUAGUUGUUUUUGAGGAUUUGGGGAAUGAUUACUUGGAAGAACUUUUAAGAAGUACAAGUUCUUGAGCAUCAAUCAUCAUCCUCAACUAGCUAGUUCUUUUUUUUCUUUUUCUUUUUUUGAAAUUUGUAUUUCACAAUGUGAUCUUUCUUUCUUUUGGUUUUCUAGUUUUGGUUUCCUUAAUCUUGUGAUAAUUGUGUAAAAUAGGAAAUAUGUUUCUUCUUCUUUGAUUCAACAUAUUUUCAGAUUUUUCAAUAAGAAAUCAAAGUGGUGUUGACACUUCCAGAAGC
Molecule: messenger RNA, 1156 nt
Organism: Oldenlandia corymbosa var. corymbosa
Lineage: Eukaryota; Viridiplantae; Streptophyta; Magnoliopsida; Gentianales; Rubiaceae
Source: the annotation of a GenBank genome assembly